Molecule: messenger RNA, 135 nt
Organism: Dioscorea cayenensis subsp. rotundata (Guinea yam)
Lineage: Eukaryota; Viridiplantae; Streptophyta; Magnoliopsida; Dioscoreales; Dioscoreaceae
Source: the annotation of a RefSeq genome assembly
AUGCGAAAUAUAAAAACAUAUCUUUCCACGGUUCCUGUACUAACUACUCUAUGGUUUGGAUCUUUGGCGGGUCUCUUGAUAGAAAUUAAUCGUUUAUUCCCGGAUGCCUUAUUAUUCCCUUUUUUUNCAUUCUAG